UUUUUAACCAAUGAUCAAUUUUUGAGAAAUAAUGUUACUGAUAAGCUAGAUAAUUUAAUUUUGUUAAAUGACAGCUGUUCGCUUGGCAGUGGUGUUUACCUCUGAAUUAGAAGCUGUUACACCGUUGCAUUUUCACAGUGAGGCUAUGUUGCAGGAUUGGAUGCAAAUGGUCCCGAAGUGGGCAGCUGUGUGAUUCCACAUUAGCUCGCGGAGACUGCGGUUGUCAUUGAUCAGUUGAGGGAGCGGACGCCGAAGAGUAGACUUGAGAAAUGAUGUGUGAAGUGAUGCCGACUAUUAACGAAGACACCCCCAUGAGUCAGAGGGGCUCUCAGAGCAGUGGCUCAGAGUCGGACACCCACUUUGAGCAGCUGAUGGUGAACAUGCUGGAUGAGCGUGACCGGCUUCUGGACACCCUGCGAGAGACACAGGAGAGCCUGGGCCUGUCUCAACAGAGCCUCGAGGACGUGCUCUACGACCGGGACUCCCUGCAGCGCCAGCUCAACUCCGCCCUGCCACAGGAGUUUGCUGCAUUGACAAAGGAGUUAAACGCAUGUAGGGAGCAGUUACUGGAAAAAGAAGAGGAGAUUUCAGAAUUGAAAGCCGAGAGGAACAACACCAGACUGCUGCUGGAGCAUUUGGAGUGCCUGGUUUCCAGACAUGAGCGUUCACUGCGGAUGACAGUCGUGAAGCGACAGGCGCAGUCCCCUUCUGGGGUUUCCAGUGAAGUCGAGGUCCUCAAAGCUCUGAAGUCUCUGUUUGAACAUCACAAGGCUCUGGAUGAGAAGGUGAGGGAACGAUUGAGAGUCUCCUUGGAGAGAGUCUCAGCUUUGGAAGAAGAAUUGACUGUAGCUAACCAAGAGAUUGUAGCUUUACGGGAGCAGAAUGCACACAUUCAGAGGAAAGUUGCGUCAGGGGAUGGAACUGAAGCCGAGCUUCUUGAAGAGACUGAAACCAGUCAGAAGGUCCAUGGAAAGCGUCUGUCGAACGGCUCCAUUGACUCCAGUGACGAGGCCAGCCAUGUGGUGGAGCUGCAGGAGCUCCUGGAGAAGCAGAACUAUGAGCUGGCCCAGAUGAAGGAGCGCAUGUCCUCCCUGUCUUCACGAGUCUCAGAAGUGGAGCUGGAGCUGGAGACCGCAAGGAAGGACCUGCUCAAGUCCGAGGAGAUGAGCAACAAAUACCAGAGGGACAACAGAGAGGCGCUGUGCCAGAAGGAGGACAUGGAGGAGAGGAUUACCACGCUGGAGAGGCGCUACCUCGGUGCCCAGAGAGAGUCCACCUCGGUGCACGACAUGAAUGACAAGUUAGAGAAUGAGCUGGCAAACAAGGAGGCCUUCCUGCGCCAGAUGGAGGAAAAGAACCGGCAGUUGCAGGAGCGCCUGGAGCUGGCUGAGCAGAAGCUGCAGCAGACCAUGAGGAAGGCAGAGACGCUGCCUGAGGUGGAGGCUGAACUGGCUCAGAGGAUAGCAGCUCUUACAAAGGCUGAGGAGAGGCACGGCAGCAUUGAGGAGCGGAUGAGGCACUUGGAAGGGCAGCUUGAGGAGAAGAACCAGGAGCUUCAAAGAGCCCGGCAACGAGAGAAAAUGAAUGAGGAGCACAAUAAGAGGCUGUCAGACACUGUAGACCGGCUCCUGACAGAGUCAAAUGAGCGCCUUCAGCUCCACCUCAAAGAAAGAAUGGCUGCAUUAGAAGACAAGAAUGUUUUAAUACAGGACUCUGAUAACUUCAGGAAACAGCUUGAGGAUUCACUCCAUGAUAAGGACCAUCUUGCAGGGGAAAUAGAAAAGCUGAGAUCUGAACUUGAGCAGUUUAAGAUGAGAACAGGAUCCUUAAGUGAGCCAACAUUUUCCAGGACUCAUCUGGACACUUCAGGGGAGCUGAGAUACUCAAUGGGUUCCCUUGCUGACAGCCAGUCCGAUCACUACAGGUCUGCCAAAGUAAUAAGGAGACCUAGGAGGGGCCGUAUGGGUGUGCGGAUAGACGACCAGAAGGCCAAGUCACUUGGGGACCAUGAGUGGGGUCAGCCUCAGCAGAUCAGUGUCCUUGGAAGCCACCACCCCUUUGAAAGCGACACUGAAAUGUCCGACAUCGAUGACGAUGACAGAGAAACCAUCUUUAGCUCCAUGGACCUCCUCUCUCCUGGUGGACACUCUGAUGCCCAGACGCUUGCCAUGAUGCUUCAAGAACAGCUUGAUGCAAUCAACAGAGAGAUCCGUUUGAUCCAGGAAGAGAAGGAGUCGACGGAGUUGCGGGCGGAGGAGAUUGAGAGCCGAGUAGCCAGCGUCAGUUUGGAAGGCUUGAACUUGGCUCGAGUUCACCCAGAGACCUCAAUCACUGGCUCAGUCACCGCCUCCUCCCUGGCUAGCUCUUCACCGCCCAGCGGCCACUCCACUCCCAAACUGACCCCCCGUAGCCCAGCCAGAGAAAAAGACCGCAUGGGGGUCAUGACCCUGCCCAGUGAUUUAAGGAAACACAGGAGAAAGAUUGCAGCAGUUGAUGAGGAUGGUCGAGAAGACAAGGCCACUAUAAAGUGUGAGACGUCUCCUCCUGCCACCCCCCGACAAGUUCGAAUGACGCACACACUGCCAUCGUCCCACCACAACGAUGCCAAGGGUGUAUCUGCUACACUGGAAGCUGAAGCCACUGCACUCAGCAGUGUCACCAGCAGCCAAGACUCUCUUCACAAAGCUCCAAAGAAAAAGGGAAUCAAAUCAUCAAUAGGCCGCUUGUUUGGCAAAAAGGAGAAGGGAAGACUUGCACAACUCCACAAAGAUUAUGGUGGACCAGGACAGGACUCCGAGCUUGGUGGACAGGAUGCUGUGGGAUUAGGAAAACUUGGGACCCAAGCAGAAAAAGACAGGAGGCUAAAGAAGAAGCAUGAACUUCUAGAGGAAGCUCGCAGAAAGGGGUUGCCUUUCGCACAGUGGGAUGGGCCCACUGUAGUGGCGUGGCUGGAGCUGUGGCUCGGGAUGCCAGCUUGGUACGUGGCAGCCUGCCGUGCCAAUGUGAAGAGUGGGGCCAUCAUGUCUGCUCUGUCUGACACGGAAAUCCAGAGGGAGAUCGGGAUCAGCAACCCCCUGCACCGCCUCAAGCUCCGCCUGGCUAUCCAGGAAAUGGUCUCGCUCACCAGCCCCUCGGCCCCUCCCACAUCGAGAACACCUUCAGGCAAUGUAUGGGUGACCCACGAGGAAAUGGAAAAUCUAACGGCUCCAACCAAAACGAAGGAGUCAGAGGAAGGCAGCUGGGCACAGAGCAUUACAGGGAAAGGUAAGGGAACCCGAGCACCGAAGAUUGAAAUCAUUCUCCCUUUAUGCCCAAGUCUAAUACCGGAUUACACCAAGACACUGGCCUAUGGUGAUAUGAAUCAUGAAUGGAUCGGAAAUGAAUGGCUCCCAAGCUUGGGAUUACCUCAGUACCGCAGUUACUUCAUGGAGUGCCUCGUGGAUGCCAGAAUGCUGGACCACCUAACCAAGAAGGACCUCAGAGUCCAUCUUAAAAUGGUGGACAGCUUCCACAGGACAAGUCUGCAGUACGGGAUCAUGUGCCUAAAGAAACUCAAUUAUGACAGGAAAGAACUGGAAAGGAGGAGAGAAUGCAGUCAACAUGAAAUGAAAGAUGUGUUAGUGUGGAGCAAUGACCGUGUGCUUCGCUGGGUACAGAGUAUUGGACUACGGGAUUAUGCCAACAUCUUGUUAGAAAGUGGAGUCCAUGGGUCCCUGGUUGCCUUGGAUGACAAUUUUGACUACAGUAGUCUAGCACUGUUACUACAGAUCCCAAACCAGAACACUCAGGCACGACAACUUCUGGAGAGAGAGUACAACAACCUUCUGGCGCUGGGAACAGAGAGAAGACUUGAUGAAAAUGAUGACAAAAACUUCAGAGGAGGACCUUCCUGGAGAAGACAGUUCCACCCACGGGAUGUCCAUGGAAUCAGCAUGAUGCCAGGCUCCUCCGAAACUCUGCCAGCAGGGUUCAGACUGACCACCACAUCGGGGCAGUCACGCAACAUGUCAUCUGAAGUUCUCUUUGAGAUGUUGGACGACAGUCCCGAAGACAUGAUAAUGGACUGGUCUCAAGCUGCCUCAUCAGCACUGCAGAGGUUGGACAGUUCAACAGUGAGGACGUAUUCAUGCUGAUUUGUUAAUGGAAGGAAAAUGGCUCAAUGAUUGUUUCAGUAUAUCAGUGCUGCCGGUACCCAUGUACCUUCUGUGAUGAGGAUCCCUGAUGAGCUCCCUUUACCUGACCAACAUCAGCUAGAGUAAACCUGCAGGUCUCACAUGCUGCUCCAAGACAGAACACCACGCUGUUUUUACAGCCAAGUCCGUGGAACUGAGCACCAAGCAGAGGUGCUAAAAAUAAUAUCUACAGAGCUGUCAAAUAUGUUGCAGUUUGUACCGUUUUCUUGUAACAUACUAGUUGAGCGUACGUACUGUAUAUGUAUUUAUUUUUCAAAAACCAUAUGUAGGUCCUCUGUAAAUUAAUAUAAAUAUGGCAGUUUUUAUAUAAAAAAGAAAACAUUGGGUUUAUGUGAAUAUCCAGACAACAUUUUCAUGUUCAAAGAUGCUGCUGUUUGUACCUUUUUCCAUGAUACCAAUUUUAGAGCCCCCCCCCCCCCCCCCCACCCACCCAUUGUGACCAGGUUUACAUGUUUAGCAGUGAGACAGACUGUUUAGGUUUUUAUUGAGUUUCUAAUCACAACUUGCCAUUGCAUUGCCAUGUAGUGUACAGUCCUGUGAAUCGUGUCCCAUCUCUACUGGACAACCAGAAACUCCAGGAGAAGCUUAACACAUAGCAAACCACUGUGAAGGCUACUGAUUCCACAAGCACUUUUCAGUGGAGUUCCCCCUCAUUGGACUAUGCCAUGGAGUCAGGUGAUUCAGGGCCAGUGUCCCUGGAGUUCCAGAACCUUCAAUCAGAAUGAGUGAUUCAAGAGUAUAGUACGCUGGAUCAGAGACUCGUCAUGCUUUCAGCUGAGCUGGCCUUUGUAUAGACUUCAACCCACUGAAGUCACUUUAUCAGAUGAAAUAACUCAGACAGAAUGCUGAACUAGUAAUGUGUAAAAAGGGUGUAUAAAAUAUAAUAGCUGAGAGACAUUUUAAAGAAAAAAAAAAUGUUUUGCUUACUGUGACUUUUUUUGGUGUUGCUAUAAUAAUUGUUUAGUCUAUAAUUGUUUCUAUAGGAGAUUUUCAGUGUAAGUCCUCUCGUAUAACCUCCCUUUUGAUAGUUGCUGAUUUACUGCUGCCUGAUCUUCGCGCAAGACCUGUCUUAGUUAUUUCUAUAAGCAGUUUGAUCUGCUGGAGUUUUGUAUUUUGUAUUUUUUUUUUUGGUUUAUUUGCAUGUACAGAUAAUCUUUGUUUUAUUUUGUCCAUUUUAAUUUAUUAUUGACUUUUUUUCUUUGGUAAAAAAAAUGAAUGGUGAUCAAACAGUUUUUCAUUGUCAAUAAUAAAAAGAAAAUGACUGCGUGAAA
Messenger RNA from Acipenser ruthenus (sterlet), 5464 nucleotides. RefSeq names its product liprin-alpha-2. The record is from RefSeq and is a predicted model, not a curated record. Gene Ontology annotation, molecular function: protein binding. The transcript has 33 exons. Bases 270 to 4133 code for a protein of 1287 amino acids. Lineage: Eukaryota; Metazoa; Chordata; Actinopteri; Acipenseriformes; Acipenseridae. Gene Ontology annotation, cellular component: presynaptic active zone. Gene Ontology annotation, biological process: synapse organization.